GAGGGGCGAGGUGUGUGCUAGCUGCAGGGCGGACCCGAGGACCGAGCCGGCCCUUGGCAUCCUGGGCGCUCUCUCCCCGCCUUCCCUUCCGACCCUCUGCCUCUUUCUCUCGGAUCCAAUUGUGCGGGGGACGGGGAGUGGCAAUUCGACGACAGUGUAGAGUAAAGGAAUUCAUUAGCCAUGGAUGUAUUCAUGAAAGGACUUUCAAAGGCCAAGGAGGGAGUCGUGGCUGCUGCUGAAAAAACCAAACAGGGUGUGGCAGAAGCCGCAGGAAAGACAAAAGAGGGUGUUCUCUAUGUAGGCUCCAAAACCAAGGAAGGUGUGGUUCAUGGUGUGACAACAGUGGCUGAGAAGACCAAAGAGCAAGUGACAAAUGUUGGUGAGGCGGUGGUGACAGGGGUGACAGCAGUUGCACAAAAGACAGUGGAGGGAGCAGGGAGCAUCGCAGCUGCCACUGGCUUUGGCAAAAAGGAUCAGUUGGGCAAGAAUGAAGAAGGAGGCCCACAGGAAGGAAUUCUGGAAGAUAUGCCUGUUGAUCCUGACAAUGAGGCAUACGAAAUGCCUUCUGAGGAAGGGUAUCAAGACUAUGAACCCGAAGCAUAAGAAAUACUUUUACUCGCAGUUUCUUGAGAUCUACUGAGAGAUGUUCCAUUCUGUACAAGUACUCAGUUCCAACGUGCCCAGUCAUGAUAUUUUUCUCAAAGUUUUUACAGUGUAUUUUAAACUCUUCCAUCAGCAGUGAUUGAAAUUAUCUGUACCUGCCCUUACUCAGCAUUUCAGUGCUUCCCUCUCACUGAAGUGAAUAUAUGGUAGCAGGGUCUUUGUGUGCUGUGUGGAUAUUGUGGCUUCAAAUCUAAAAGUUAAAUUAAAACACCUAAGUGACUACCACUUAUUUCUAAAUCUUCACUAUUUUUUUGUUGCUGUUCUUGAGAAGUUGUGAUUUAUUGUCAUAUAUUAUAAGAUUUCUAGGUGUCUUUUAAUGAUUCUGUCUAAAAAUAAUGAUGUAUUGUGAAAUUUGUUAAUAUAUACAAUACUUAAAAAUAUGUGAGCAUGAAACUAUGCACCUAUAAAUAUUAACUAUAAAAUUUUA
Messenger RNA from Prionailurus viverrinus (fishing cat), 1090 nucleotides. RefSeq names its product synuclein alpha (gene SNCA). Lineage: Eukaryota; Metazoa; Chordata; Mammalia; Carnivora; Felidae. The transcript is spliced from 6 exons. Gene Ontology annotation, molecular function: cuprous ion binding. Bases 181 to 603 code for a protein of 140 amino acids. Gene Ontology annotation, cellular component: cytoplasm; neuronal cell body; axon terminus. The record is from RefSeq and is a predicted model, not a curated record. Gene Ontology annotation, biological process: chemical synaptic transmission; synapse organization; synaptic vesicle endocytosis.